GCGCCAUCCGCGGCGCAGAAGAUACACAAGCAGCAAAGCGGACCCCAACAGCAAUCCAACGUGUGAGCGGUAGAGGCAAUAAAAUGCCACUGCAUUUCCGGCGCGUCGGGUUGCCUUGUCGGUGACUUGGUUUCUUAUUGUCCAAAACGCACGACACCGAGCCGGCCGACGAUCAGGAUGGUUCAGUUCACGAGCUCUUUCCUAGCUGUGGUGUUAUUGAGUCUUUCGACUUUCUCCGCCGCAGCACGGCACUCAACCGAAAAGACAUACAAACCCUCGUCCUGGGGCAUCUUUAGGGACUGUCAGGAAUACACUGGCAAUGACCUCGACCCAGCCCCGACCAUCACCGACGAGGAUGGCUUCCUCCGAUACCUCGUCAAGAGGGACAUUCCGCAGUCCAACUGCAAUUACCCGACAGCGGAGUACGAGAUCCGAAACGGUCGAAUGAUCUUUUUAGGGUACAGAUAUCCUAGCAGGGGCGCCAGAUGCAAGUUUCGGACGCUGCCGAAGUACCGGUACUGCCUCUGGUCCAGCUGGGUUGAUGACGAUAUGGUCACAACCGGCGGCCGUCGCUGUUCUCCUCAUGUCACGGUGCCGAAUCCCUAUUCCGUCUCGAUCUGCAACUGCUGGGUUGAAAUCGACCACCGCGGAGCUGGAACCCGCACAUGCGAUGCCAUCGCGGAAGAGGUCGGAGCGACCGCAGAGCAAAUCAAGGAAUGGAACCCGUGGGUUGGGGAAGAUUGCGACAGUGGACUGUAUGCCAACAUGGGCAGUUGGGACCCAAGGGCUGUUUGUGCAGGUGUCAAGGGAUUUAAACCGGCUCGACCGGUUGUAGGAGACGAUCUCUGAAUAGGUGAAGGCAAUGACGUACUCUCGCUGAACGAUUGCUACACCGGGGCCCCGGUCCCGUAUUGGUCGUACCAGCAGCUUCCCAAAGCCGUGCUGGAGAAGUCUGGAAUCGCGGGGUCGACGACCAAUCAGUUGUCUCGUCGGGCCAUGAUGACGCCGACGGCGGGUCGGAUCAAGUCCGCGCGUCACUGAUCAAUGCCU
Molecule: messenger RNA, 1050 nt
Organism: Chaetomium fimeti
Lineage: Eukaryota; Fungi; Ascomycota; Sordariomycetes; Sordariales; Chaetomiaceae
Exons: 3
Coding region: 178-849 (223 amino acids)
Source: RefSeq, a predicted model, not a curated record